ACGAUACUACCAUGAGUUUUAUUGAUAAGAGCAUAAUAUUCAUGAAAAAAUCAUAAUGACAAAGCCUAUAUCUGAGCGUGCUACUUGGAGAGGCUGGUGACAGCAGUGUGUGUGUGUGUGUGUGUGUUUGUUUACGGCGAUCAGCUGGUGCGGGCGGCGGGCACGGCGCCUCCUUCUCCAUGUCUCCGCGAUGGAUAUCAAAGAGAAGUUUAUGUCCUUCAUCGACAAGCAGAAGAUAUCGCUCAAGGCACCCGCCGCGACACUCCCGGGCGGGGACUUUGUAACAUCCGAUGACUUCGAGGGGCGCACGGCGGUGGCGGCCCAGCCCCGCCGCCAGAACAGCCUGCUGCGGGAGCAGGCGCUGACCCCCGAGGCCGAGCAGGCGGUCAUCGACGGUAUCGAGCAGGUGUACUUCGAGGCCGAGGACGUGGACGUGGGCGAGCACGAGCUCAAGAAGUUCCCGGAGGCCAUCGACGUGCACGUCAUCAACGGGCUGCGGUCGCGCCUGAGGAAGCAGCACAACAUUGUGUCGCGGCGCGUGUCGGACCUCAUCAUGCAGAAGCAGGGGCUUUGCAGCGAGGAGAUGGCGCGGGUCAUGGAGCUGCAACGCGAGGUGAUCCGGGAGGUGGGACUGUGUGUGGAGGGCCGCAGGAAGCUGGCGCAGGGCCGCAGCCAGUUCACCUCAGCCAGCCUCGGCAUCCUGGCUAACUACAGCAAGCGCCAGAAGAUCGCCAGCGUCAUCCGCUCUCUGAGGAUGAUCCGCACACUGCAGAUGACAGACGAGCAGCUUCAAACCCUCCUGAGGGCGGAGGACUACCCUGGGGCCAUUCAGCUGCUGCUGGAGUGCCAGAAGGCUGCGGCAACCUUCAAGCACUUCACAUGCAUAUCUGAACUGAGCACCAAGCUACAGGACACUCUGGAGGUGGCUGAGGAGCAGCUGGACCAAGGGCUGGCCAGGGUGGCGGCAAACUUUAAUGUCCGGAGCUAUGAGAAGCUACAGACUGCGUAUGGCUUGUUAGGGAAGACUCAGACCUUAAUGGACCAGCUACACAUGCACCUCACUUCGCACAUCCACAACUCAGCCUUCACCAUCGUCCUUGGAUACGUGGAACUAUACAACAGUGCCGCAGUGGGGGGCAAUGGAGGCAUGAUUGGCACUUCCUCCUCCACGUCCUCUUCUUCAAAGCUCCAGUACUCAGAGUUGUGUAAAUAUGUCAAUGAGGAGAGCUUUUUGCCAUGCCUCCUGGACCUCAGUAAAUGUAUGUGGAAUGUCUUAAGGAGCUAUAGGAGCAUAAUUAAGUGGCAUGAGGACAACAAGCCAGCUGGUGGGGAUGACACUUUAGCAGCGGCCAACAGUAAUGCCAGUAAUGGGGGGGAGGGCAGCACAUCGGAGCAGUACAUCAAACAGAAGCUGGAGCACGGCCUCUACAGGAUAUGGCAGGAUGUGCAGGCCAAAGUUCGAACCUUCACCCUGGCCUCGGACCUCUCCCACUUUAAGUUUGACGACUUUUUACGAAUCCUAGACGUUAUUAAUAAGCUGAUUGAGGUUGGUGAGUGUUUCUGUGGGAGCAAGUCUGAGACCCUGCGCGAAUCCAUCAAGCAGCAGUCCAUCAAUUACUUCCGCAACCACCACCGAGCACGCAUGGAGGAGCUACACAUGUUCCUGGAGAAUGAAGGGUGGGAGGCAUGCCCGGUGAAGUCCACGUUCACCAUCCACCAGCUGAUGGAGUACAGGUUCCUGAGGGGCAGGGACACCAGCCUCACUCGCAUCACCUCCCCAUCCGCCUCACCCACCAAGUCACAGGGUGGUGGUGGUCUUGGUGGUAGUGAGAAAGGCGACAUCUUUGAAAAGUAUGGGGAGGAGGCAUCACCCUUUGACCUGGUGACCGAGGAGGCGGUGGAGGAGGACAUCAUGGCCAAUGGUGAGACUGGCGGCAACGGUGGCAGUGGGGGGAUGAGUGACGACGACGAUGAUAGCGACGAGGAUUUACCAGAGGAACUCAAGCGAGACUAUGUUGACGAGCAGCCUGGUGAGGCGCCGCCACCAUCCUCCCGCAACACCCCGAAGCAUCUACGCCACUCCAAGGCCUCCAUCGUGACCAACACAACCCUGACCAUCCUGCGGCUCAUUGGCAAGUACAUACAGAUGAUGCGCCUCCUGCAGCCCAUUGCCUUUGAUGUGAUGGUGUGUCUUAGUCACCUCUUUGACUACUACCUCUACAGUGUGUUCACCUUCUUUGGCGACAGGGGAGAGCUGGAGCAGAGCCUGAGUAGGAGGCUGCGAGCAUCCCUCAAGAGGAUCCAAGACUCUCUCAUCCUCAGCCCGGACGCUCCCCCUGAGGACCCCGUGGACCAGAACAAAGUGCUGUGCCCAUCCCUAUCACCUGUGGUUGAUAUCACCUCACCGGAGAGUAUAUGUGGGCUGUCGGUGCGGGUGGUGGCGGUGGAGAGUCUGGCCUUCCUGGCGGCCCAGCUGGAGGCACUGCAUUGCCACAUCGAGCCGCUCAUCCCGCAGCAGCGCAGGACGUUCCUGCAACAGUUUUACACCGGCACUGUCAAAAUUACGCCAGAGAUCAGGCACCACGUCUACACCGCUGUGGCAGCACAGGCGAUAGACUACGACGGGGUGCUGAGCCGCAUGUCCAGCGUCAAGUGGGACAUUAGCGACCUCAUGAGUCAGCACAGUCAGUAUGUGGACCUCCUCCUCAGGCAGCUACAGGUGCUCAGCAUGCGCCUGGAGGAAGUGAGCCACACUUCACCCAUCCCGGAGGAGGCGUACAUGGCCUUGUGGGAGUCCAUCGUGCGCAUCACCAACCGUACGCUGCUGGAGGGCUUCGCCAGUGCCCGCCGCUGCACCAACGAAGGCCGAUCCCUCAUGCAGCUUGACUAUCAGCAAUUCUUAAUGAAGCUGGAGUGCCUGACAUCAGUGCGCCCCCUCCCAGACCGCCACUUGGUAGAGACAUACAUCAAGGCUUACUACCUGCCUGAGGGUGCCCUGGAGGCCUGGGUGCAGCAGAGCCUCAAUGACUACUCUGCGCGCCAGCUGAACUCUCUCGUUGCCACCAUGACUCAUGUUAGCAAGCGCACGAGACAGAGGAUCGCAGCACUGAUAGAGGAGAGUGGGAAGAAAACCUAGGAGUGGGCUGAGGCUCCUGGAGCAGAACAGGAGGACCUAGGAGGGAGCAGGAGGACUUAGGAGUGGGCCAUCAGCCAGUGCAGGUACACUUGAGGUAGUAACUGUUUGUAGUGUCCAGGGGCUGUUCUCCUUACUCUGCUGGUCUGGAGGAGAGGAGGAGAGUAUUUGGGGAAGAAUGGGAAAAUGGGAAGAAAAAGGAGGGUCAAGGAGAGUAUGUCAAUGAAGAGGGGAAGAAAAGGGGAUGGGGAGAGGGAGAGUGAUGAGAUUGGAGGAGAAAGGAGAUUUGAGGAGUUUGGCAAGGUAGGGAGGAAGAGGGGAGCAGGAGAGACGAGGGGAGGGAGAGUGAUGACAAGAUGGAAGGGGAAAGAUUUGAGGAGAGUGUGGCAAGAUAGGGGGAAGAGAAGAGCAGGGGGAGAGGGAGAGGGAGUGAUGAGAAGAUGGGAGGGAAGAGGAGAGUAUAGCAAGGUAGGGGGAGAGGAGGACAGGGAGAGGGAGAGUGAUGAGAAGAUGGGAGGGAAGAGGAGAGUAUAGCAAGGUAGGGGGAGAGAAGAAAGCACUGACGCUAAAGGUUGUCCAAAUGUACAGACGAACAAAAUAGAAUAGAUUAGUGUUGGAGUUUUAUAACAAUUUGCAAUCUCAUUCUUCAAGUAUUUGUAUUUCCUAAGAUGAAACUCCCUUAUAGCUCAGUAGUGCAGUGGAGGGAGGAGGCUGCCCCUUCUGGAGAAGAAUUAAUUACUGAAUAAGUAACUUCAGAACAAAACAAACUGGAAAUACCUUCACUUUGUCAGGGUUUUCCUUUUUUUGACAUAUCAGUCAUUUGCAUUAAGAUUAAAGUGCGUGAGCCACAUUUUUAUAAAUGAUAAGUGUUCAAGGCAGGAAGGAGAUUUAGAGUCGUGCCACAGCUGCUUUAAUCCAAGUAGAUGUGUUGGCAUCCACAAGAAAAGAAGCAUUUCCUUAGCACUUUUAUGUUUUCACCUUAUACUGUUGUCUCAUGUGAAGUUGUACAUAAGAGUGGCACUAUCUUGAAAGCCAGGUAUUGUUGGUCCAGACCCUUACUUGGGUGUGUGGCAUGAGAGUCAGUUAUAAUGUUGUCAUAGCCAGCGCCGGUUGUCAAAAUCUGAGUUACAUUCCUAAACAGCGGGGCAGUGCUGUGUUCAACUCAGUCCCCUGAGUGAGUUUUUCUCCUCAGCCGUGGUUGUCUUCCCUGUGUAGAACAGGAUGCUGCUAAUAGUGCUGAUAGUGUUUUCUUUUCAUCAUGGAUAAUAGCAUAUCCAUCAGUAAUGGAUAUGUGAUUCAAUAGCAUUUUAUUGGGUAAAUUGUGUUCCCUGCAGUUAUUUAUUUGCAGUUUUAGUAAAUUGUGUUCACUUGAUGGAAAGCUGUUCUUGCACUUAAAUGUGUGGCAGAAUUUUCCAUUACAUCACUUUGUGAUCAGCAAAUCAAUACGUCAUGCUUUUACUUACAGUAACAGUACUGUAAUGCAGACAAUAAGGAGAUAAUGUAGUGUGUAAGGAUGUGCAUACAUUGGUUACAUUAGCUUCUGAAUAUGGCAGUAUUUUGAUGGCGAAAAACUUGGAAGGAUUGGAAGAAAGGGGUGAAGGUGUGAUUUGCAAAGCUGUGGAUGGAGUAAAUCUGUGUGACUAAAAGAUCAAAUUAUGUAUAAGUGAAGCAGUCUUGGUGUCUGGCAAAAACUUUUGAAUGAUGGUGCCUCUUGGCCAGAUGGACUCCAGAAACAAACUCUUGAGGUGCGUUGUAUAAAAGUCUGCCAGAAAUGGACAAGUGGCAAAGCUGUAAACGAGGUGCAUUUACUAACCGGGUGAAAAGCAAAAAUGUAGAUAAAAGUCAAGUUGCUUGAUGCAUUCCAUCUUACAUGAAUAAAUACAAAUGAUAAAAGAUUGCUGCAAUAGGCGCACCUAACAUCACUGUAGCCGAUCCAGGAUUCAGUACGUUUCCUAACUAGUAGAAGGUAAUGUUAUAAUUGUAUUUCGUAAAGAAUCCUUAUAAUCAAAAACUAACUAAAAUUAUGGGUAUUCUUUUCUUGAACAGAAUAUUGAAUAAACAACAGAACAAUAAUAUGAAAAUACAUAUAGCUACCGUUGCCAGGCCAUCGUACUCAGAGCACAGUAUUAACCGGUUUCUGACGCCUAACUAUUGCCAAGAAACAUCAGGAUCUAACUCUUUUAAUGACAACUAUAAAUUAGUUUCGUUAUUGGAGCCCAGAAGACAGUUUAGGGGUAGGAAAUCGGAAAAUAUAAUUGGCUGAGUACAACAAUCUGGCAACGUUGACUUAGCUGUAGCCCCGAGGACCAAGGGUGCUCCCAUGCCAUUUUGCGGGUGUCAGAUACCACAAAUAGCAUAUUUUUACUGCGCAAAGCAGGUGAUGUCACUUAUUGUGACUAAGUGAGCUUUCAUGUUAAUCUAUUUGUGUAUAUUUCAUGGUGGCAAAACUUUCAUUACUACUUUCAUUUUUACUAGUGACACGAAUAUGUGACUGUUUUUCACAAUACAAUUUCACUCAAACAAGUGAAUCAAACACCACAGAAAUAUUACCAGUGUGUGUAUAAAUGAAUACAAAGAUAAGCACAUACUUUGAUUUAACUCUAGGAUGUCUCGACUCUCGUGGAUCAUUAAUAAACAAAAACAAAAUAUCAGGAUAGGCUACUCUUUAGCCCGUUACCGACUAUGGCUGCCAAAAAAGUCCCUCCGCCAAGUUUGUACCCCCCCAUUUGGUGAUUGUCAGGUGCGCCUAUUGACAAGUGUUACAGAACUGUCAUAACAAAGAUGGUAAAGUAUAGAUGUUACAGAAGUUGUAAAAGUUCCUUGAAUGAACCUAAGAUAAAGGAUAGCUUUGAGGCAGAUGGCAGUGAGUGACUUGUAGACAGAUGGUUCAGUUAUCAUGAAGCACAGGUGGUAACAGUCUGCCAGGAUAAGGAGGUGAUAUUCAGACUCCGCAUGAGUGACAGAAGGAUUACCAUAACAGACAUGAGAGAUAAGGAAGGACGAACACAGGCUGCUGGUGCAUCUUAUUUAUACCCAGCACAGUUUCUCUCAUAUCCGAGCCUUUAGUAGUGGUUAGUGCUUAUCCUUAAGAAUCCUGUGCUAGGUGUGCAGCAGCUGCAGCAGCAGCAGUAUGUCAGGCAGAAAUCAAAGCUCACUUUUGUUAUUUCCGAAGAAAUGUUUUCAAGUCCUCUCCAUUGUCACAGGUAUAUCUCUGUCAGUUUAUGUCUUAUCUACUGCAAGUUCUAAAUCCAAAGAAAAAUAGAAAUGUUAACUCAGGCAGUGCAGCUUCAUGGUUCACACUCCAACUGGUUUAUGUUGUAUGAACUUAGGGCACCUGGAAGUAUAUUUGAACCUCAGGAUCUCGUUACAUAGUGCAUGGGAUCAAAAGGGGAAGGUAAAGAAAAAUGUUUCUUUGGUAAUGGCACAAUAAUUCUGUAGGAUUCAAUUUGUAUGGAGUAAUAAUUGUCGUGUGAGAGGAAAAUGUGGGGGGCAUUGUUCUAGUGACUCUGUGAUGAUUCCAAGAAAGUAUAAUUUUAAGUUUGUCACUCACCCUGCCUUAUAAAUACUGCUUACCUAACAAUGGUAUGUGUGUGUGUGUGUGUGUGUGUGUGUGUGUGUGUGUGUGUGUGUGUGGUGCUUUCAUUACACAGGCAUGUAUGCCUGGGGGAAGGGCAUAGGAUAUGUAGUUGUUUAUAAAAUGCUAAACUAUUUUAAGGAUGCUACUGUGCUGUCUUGGAGCUAAUGAUGUGAGUGGCAGCCACGCCUGCCAAUGCUGGGGGGUCCUCGACUUACGACGGAGUUCCGUUCCUAUGACACGUCAUAACCUGAUUUUGUAUUUAAGUCAAAACACACCCUUUAUUAGAAGGAACUGUCAGCCCCAACCCUCAAAUCAAAGUGCCAUAAGCACCUAAAUCACUCACCUAUGCUAUGCCUGGGAGACAUAAUGAAGGCCAAAAGUCAAUGAAAAAACACAAACCAAAGAUAUCGAAAGCACAACAAACCAAAAUGGCAUACAGCGGGAAAUGAGCUUGCCUUCUUCCUUGGCCAAGCGCUGUGUGAUGACGUAUUGUUACGUCGCGGUCACAAACUAGUUCACACAUGAAGUUCGUAAUUACGACAUCAAGUCGAAACGAGGAUUUUUUAAUAAUUUAUGGGGAUUGCGUCAUAACCCGAGGACCCUCUGUAAAUGAAUCUCUGUACUACAAGAGGAAAGAGAGUCAUUAGCUGGGAGAUCCUUAAGUUUAGGAAUGGCUUUAACAAAGAACAAAUUUAUUUAAUAAAUAUUUCAUGGUAAUAGUGCAAUGCAUUAUACAGUAGAGUUAUAAUUAGGUAAAAAUUUUAAAUGAGUCAUAAGGAAGAUUGACAUCUUCCAUUGUACAGUAUAAUAUUUAAUUGAAAUCUCCAUGGUUUUAAAUUUAUUUCAGAAUAAAAAUCUAAGGUGGGGACAUUAGCUCAACAACUACUGUUUGGGCCUUGCUCAGUGCAUACCUAGCAAUUAUUUUUACAUCAAAAUUGUAAACCAUGGUUUUAGAAGCAUGUUUGACAUUAAAAUAUGCUUUGCUUUUGUGUAUGAUUGUGCCGGGAAAUAACUUUUUUCAUCUUCCCCUUGGACAUCAACAAUUCCACCCAAGCAACACUCACUGAUGUGCCUCCACGGUCUAGUGGUCAGCGUACCUGGCUACCACUCCGCAGGCCCAGGUUCAAAUCCUGGCCCAGGCAGUCAGCGUGUAGCUCACCCAGCCGUUCAUCCUCCUUUUUGGGCUGGUCGAUAAAUGAGUGCCUGGGGAAACCUGGGGAAGGUAAACUGUGGUAAUCCCGGAUUUCACAUCAGCCUGUGUCCCGGAGUAACUACCACAGGCUCAAAGGGCCAACUGUUCAGAGAUGAGCACCGCAGCCACACACAGCCAUAGCAUAUGCACCCACCUUUACCUUUAACACUCGCUGACUCGUUAUGAAAGUAGGCAUCAUUAUCACUGGUAUAGGCAAGACGUUUUCUUUUCAGUCAUUUGCAUCAAAUGAAAUUAAUGAAAAUGUAUUAACAUCAGAUCACUUGUAUUCACAUCCCAAGUAAAUAAGUGUCAAGUGAAACAUUGUACCUGUCUGCAAUAAGUAUGUAUUUGUGAUAAGUAUUUGUUCACUUCUAUGUCUUAAACAAGAAAGUAUCAAUUUUGGUUUUGUUUUACAACUCAAGGGUGGAUAGUAAGGCACUGUGGCUUUAAAAAUUUAAAUUCUAUUUUGGAGGUGAUACUGUUGUAGCAAUCUGCUAAUCUACACUGGAAUUUUCCACAUACCUGAUGUCAUUUCUAAUCAUCUGGAGGCCUAAAGAAUAUUACACUU
Molecule: messenger RNA, 8470 nt
Organism: Eriocheir sinensis (Chinese mitten crab)
Lineage: Eukaryota; Metazoa; Arthropoda; Malacostraca; Decapoda; Varunidae
Product: syndetin-like
Exons: 8
Coding region: 191-3136 (981 amino acids)
Biological process (GO): endocytic recycling; retrograde transport, endosome to Golgi
Cellular component (GO): EARP complex
Molecular function (GO): SNARE binding
Source: RefSeq, a predicted model, not a curated record